Messenger RNA from Nymphaea colorata (pocket water lily), 7709 nucleotides. RefSeq lists its product as uncharacterized. The record is from RefSeq and is a predicted model, not a curated record. NCBI's taxonomy places the organism in Eukaryota, Viridiplantae, Streptophyta, Magnoliopsida, Nymphaeales, Nymphaeaceae. Bases 5550 to 6809 code for a protein of 419 amino acids. The transcript has 11 exons. Gene Ontology annotation, cellular component: membrane.
CAACCUUUCCAAAUAACAGCUCUCCACCAAUCCUUCAGCUCAGCCUCCCUACCUAUGUCACAUAGGUACGGGUACGGGUGCUGACAUAGGUAUGGGUACGGGUGCCGGUAUGGGUACUGGUGCAGGUACGGGUACGGACCAUUUUCAAAAAAUUUGGGUGUGGGGGUACGGCCGUAUGCACACGCGACAUAUAUAUAUUAUAUCAAAAAAUUUCAAACAAAAUUACACACACACACACACAUAUAUAUAAUAUAUAUAAAUUACAAACAGAAUAACAUAUUCAUAAAUCAUAAUGCAAAACACAGUAUGGAAGUAACUAACAUACAAAUGUAUCAACAUUCUUGAUUCAAUGGCAAUCACUACUGCAGAAGCACAAACAAAAUAGCAACAUACACUUUUACAUAAGUAACAUAACAAACAAAUGAGGGAACACGGAACAAAAAAAAAAACGAACAAAAAAAAAAGGGAACCGACUGCAGGCGACCAAAAAUAUAAUGCUCAACAAAAAAUGAAAAGGGAACCGACUGCAGAAAUUCUCUUGUUUUAAACUAAACACGGUUUCCCUCCAAGACAUUGUCUUGUUUUACACUAAAUAAGACAAUGGCAAUCACACCAGAAGCUCAAAAAAUUACAAACAAGGUGCUUAACAUAAGUAACAUAACAAAGAAAAGAGGGAACACGGAACAGAUAAAAAAAACGAACAAAAAAAAAGGAACUGACUGCAGGCAACGAACAAAAAAGAGGAUUCAGAAAAAGGUUACUGUUCGCCGCCUGAAAAUGAACCAGAAAAUGAGAAAACGAUGAAAAAAAAAUCAAAUACAGUCGCUGUUCAGCACUUGCCGUCGCCGGAGAUAGUCUACCAUUGUCGUUCGUCGCUUGCAGCCGCCGGUCUCCGCCCCUGCCUUCGUCGGUCGCCGUUAGUAGUUGUCAGUGAGAGAAGAAGAAACACACGAAAUGAAACGAAACAAAAAAGGGUUUUAGGGUUUCGAUUUAUUUAACGUUAAAUUUUUUAAAACGUGAAAAUGUAAAAAAAGGUUAACAUUAAAAUUGGACGGAAAUGGACUCUCACCCCUGCCGCACCCACGGGCGUACCGGUACGGUACCCGUACCGUGCUUAAGAGAAGUACCCGUGUGACAUAGCUCCCUACACAUCUUUCAGAUUUCACUAGCUCUAAAGCCCUUAAUAUUAUUGGCUAUCCACACUAAGGAAUCCUCACUUUUUGUGAGCCUCAGACCAGCUAAGAUGUCAUAGAUGCAAGGAAAGUAAUCAAGGUAGAUAAGCUGGUUACCAUCCUCACCUACUUGCUAAAUUGAGAGCUGGAGGUCCCUCUCCACCAUAUCAUAUUCAUGAACUUUAUCCUUUUUUAUUAACGGUUCAUCUUGCCAGCAGACAAUUUAAAACUUGGUAGUGUUCCCAUUGCCAAGCAUCCAACGAACCCUACCUUGAACCCAUUGCCAACCCUCUACCAGGCACUUCCAAACAUGAGACCCUUUACCCUGACUUCUGGUAAUCCAUAAGCUAUGAUGAGAUAGAUAUUUCUUUUUAAACAUUGCAGCCCAAGGAUAUUUCAAUUGAAGAAGCCUACAACAUCUGCUUGCAAGAAGUGCUCUAUUCAUAUCACCCAUCCUUAAACCAACUACAUCUUCAUCCUUAGGACACAAAGUUGAUCCCACUUGAGCUACAUCUUCAUCCUUAGGACACAAAGUUUAUCCCAAUUGAGCAAGUGCAAGUGUUUAACACUGGAAUCCUCAAUCACAGGGGCUGAUUGCAGGCCUGUUCAACCUUUUUUUAGACUGUCUAGUAAUUUGAAUACCAUCAUCCAUACAGCAAAGAUGAAUAAAACAUGUUCAAUGAGGCAUAUGCAAGCAGUAUAGGAAAGAUGACGGGCCAUCCAUCCACUCAGUUUUUUUCAGUUUAUAGCAGAAGCAACGUGUAGAGAUCGGCAGAAAGGGCCCUUUAAACAAUGGUAACGCGAGGUAGUCGGAGGGGAGGAUUCCCAGGGGCCAUCUAAUCGUGUUGCUAAUCUUUCGAAUUCGUCUAGAAUGGCCCUAAUGGUAAUAAUGGAUUUCUUGUCGGCAUUUGGCAAUCAGUAGGAUAGUAUCCACGAACAUGACAGCCCCAACAUUCUUAGGCAGUCUUCAAACCUUUGCGAUUUGAAUCCUUUUACUAUAAGUGUUAGCUUGACGACACCUAUUAAAGACUUCCAUGAUAAUGAUGAAAAGACAAGCAGAGACCGGAUCCCCUUUCCUGAGCCCACACUCACCAAAGAACUUCUCGCAUAAUCUACCAUACACGAAAACUACAUAAGAAACAGAAGAGAUGCAUGCUAAAACCCUUUGAAUCCACCUAGGAUGGAACCCUAGUAAUGACAUGGUACUUUUCAAAAAGUCUAAGGAGAAUCACCCUUAUCCACUGCACCAUUAUUUUGGCAAUGAUUUUAUAAACAAUGGACAAAGAUAUAGGUCUACAGUUAUCCACCCUUCUAGCCUUAUCCUUCUUAAGGAUAAGGCAAAUCAUAGUGUGGUUCAUGCUAUGAAUUAUGUUGCUCUUAGCGAAAAAAAAAAACCUGAACAGCCCCGUAUGAGGUCAUCACCAAUAAUGCUGUAGCACUUUUGGUAAAAAAAAUAGUUAGAAAACCAUCCACACUCGCAACAUUGCUGAGAAAUCUCCAGCUGACACCAUUAAUUAUAAGUCAUCACCAAGUCAAUCUUGAGGCAGCAUGCAUGCAGGGAAGGAGGUCUCAUUUAGCAAAUCUACAAUCUUUUGAAUUAGGAUGACAUUAUUGUUGAAAAUUCUUCCUAGAAGGAAAGCUGCUUGGAUGGGACUAGUGAUUUUAAAUAGGGCGAGCUUUAUGCUAUAGGCCAACAACUUAGAGGUGAACUUGGAAUUGCAUAAUGCUAUCCACCUAAAAUUAUGUGUUCUUUGUGCUCCAUCUUUGUUUAGGGAUAAGCACAGUCAUGGUAUGAUUUGGACUGCGAACCAGUUUGCCAUAUCUAGCACAUCUACCUCGAACACAUCCCAACAAUCUUGGUAAAGUCUACUAAAAAACCAUCUGGUCCUGGAGCACUGUUGGGAUUAGAGGAGAGCACAAUCGUCUUCAGUUCAUAGAGUGAGAGGCCGGCCAAUUGUCAUCGUCUAUAAGAAUAGGGCCCUCCAGAAAUCUCUGCAUGGCCUUCCUAGAUCCUUCUCUAGUUGCAAGAAGCUCUUUGAAGAACCGUUCAUGCAACUCCUUGAUCAUGUUAGGAUCUUUAGGAGUAUCCUCACCCGUUUCAAUUUUGUCACCGAGAUACUCAUGCUUCCUUCCUUGAAUCACUGCUUGAAAAGAGGAUGUAUUACGGUCUCCAUUUUUCAGCCAAUUUGUCUAACCAAAACUUUCCUAUUAAGAAAAAUGUAUACCCAAACAAGUUUCGUGAAAGCUCUCAUGAAUUGUCAAGUGCCGGCUACUAUUUCUUAAGUAUGCAAUAACAGGUUUAUUGGUGGAACUAAGCUUCUCACUUUUUGAAAAAAGAAAAAGGUAUGUUCGCUAUAAUGUGGUUUAUCCAUUUUAAGUCCUGUCUAUUGGUUUGUUGUUUUCUCAUUCACAGGUCACAUGGCACAAUGAAGUGAAUGUUUUAAAAAGUCUUACAGACAAGUUAAAAGUGAGUUUGACUAAGGAGGUUUGGCGCACUGGCUCUGGUUAGUGGCUGGUAGGUAAUCACUAGUCAGCCACUGGUUUAAGCGGCACGGGCAUUAAUUUUUCGUCUGCCACUAGGGUUCUCGGACCAAUGUACUAAGUAACAUUCAUUGAAUGCCCCACAUUAAGUACUGCUAAACCCUGGGGCACACGGAAAAAGAGAGGGAAAGGAGGGAGCGAGUAGCUUUGGCUUUCACUCGAGCAGAGAGAUACUCCCUCCCGCUUAUCUGAAAAUUGAAUGUUCCAUGCUAAUUAUAAUAAGAAAGUAAACAUUGUUAAACAUUUAUGUGAUUUUUUUUUUAGUUUGUCACAUAAGAUUAAGGUAGCAAGUCCUUGACUAACAAAUUAAUAGAAGCUGGGUGAGGUUUGUGAAUUAUGUAUCUAAGUUACACUAAUUCGAACAUUGUAGGCAAUGAUGAAAAUUACUCGUUAAUUAUGUGGAACCAAGUCACUUACCUCAAGGGUGGUGGUUUUAUCCGCUUUUUAAACCACGUAGUUUCGAGUAAGAUGCUCAUUAACAUAUUACAAAUAGUUUUGAGUUAUAAGCAUUUAUAACGAAUUGUAAUCACCUACUUUCAAAUGCAAAAAACAUGCAUUUUCUACUAUUUGCUUCCUUAUGAAGACAAGAACACAUUCAUAUAAUGGUCGACGUUAUCAAAAUUACGUGAGUUGCCUGAACUGAAUCAGAACUAAAACUUUCCCUACAUUGGUUAAAAAAAGUAAUAUUUUAAUAUUUUCAAAAUGUAAAUGCAAAAAUACACAAACUAUAAUUUGAAACUUAGAAAAAUAAUUAAGGAUGACAGAUGGUACAAUUGAACUGGAUGCAUGGUGCACUGAAUUUGUUUCGAACUCAUUUUCGAACCGAUUUUAAUGACACCUGGGCAUUGCAGCGGAUUUGAUCUCAAAUUCACGAAUCUCAAAUCCACUUCAUAUCUACGUUUUUUUAAUUAAUUUAUUGUGAAUAUGAGAUCAACAUUGCUGAAAUAGUGAAAUCGACUGUUUACGUGAUAAGUAUUAUGGACUUGUUUGGAAUUUGAAAUCCAAAGCUACCAAACAAACAUAACAUUAGUGUGAAAUUUAAGAAUCUCAAAAUACAAGACAAAUGGGGGUCACCUGUCCAUUCAUAUUUUCAUAGUGAGAUUUUAGUUUGACAAUCACUAUCAGGUGAUCUCAGUCAACGACGUAGUAUUUGCAAUUUAAAAAAAAAAAAGCAAUAAAUGAUGAAAGAUUUUUCCAAAAGCAAAUAUAUUAAAGUAUUAAACACUUAAACUUGCUUUGAAAGAAUAAUUUCGUCGAGCUAUAUCACCUCUUCCCAUUGCUUCCUUCUUUCUUAGUUGAAUGAAGUGACUUGUUCUCGGAUUAUCUGGUAUCCAAUCUAAACCGAUCCAAACUAUCAUUGAUCAGUUCUGAUGAUCUGUCAUGACAUCCAUUUAAAACAAUCAAUUUUGGAUACAUAUGGGAUCCUCUCACCAAGUCUGACACACAUAAAAUUGUGGAAUAAAUAUGAAAUCCGAAUCCAACAUCGAGUCUGAUUAUUGAUUAAGCGAUAUUCAUUUGAUUUGGAUCCGAUCUGUUCACAUCCCACCGGAUCUGAUGGUGUCGGUGGAUGGGUCAUGUUCAAACCGGGUUGAGGACCCGACUCAAUUGCAUGCCUAAAUUAAAGGCAGGGACGUCAAAGGAGAGAGGGAAUCGUUCCCUUCGACCCCGCACUUUGGUCUUCUUCGCUUCCGCCAACCUUGCGGGAGGGACAGUUAAGAACGACGAUUCCGCCGCUGUUCCUCUUGGCUUAGGAUUGAAGCCAAACGCCGGCAGCCGGUGGCGGAGAGCUGAGCCGGGCGGGAAGCGCCGCCGGUCGGAUCCAGCUGGUCGGAUUAAAUGGCGUCUCCCCGGACGUGCACGGAGAUGGUGGAAAUCGGGGACCUGGAAGCGGAUAUCAGGGAGGUGGGAGAGGUGGAGGAGGAGCAGGGGGAGGAUAAGGAGGAGGCUAGGGACAACGGCGAAGUGUUCUUGAGUUGUGGCGACGCGGCGGUGGUCGUCAUGAGCGAGAUCACGCCGCUGCUGGACUCCGCAAUCCAUGCCGUCCAGAAUCCCCCAAAGAUGAACAUUUUUUCUGUUUCGUACCCCAGAUCCAGGUCCAAGGUGAAGUUUUACGUAUCUGCAGGAGCUGGUGAACAAACAAGUAGAGUCAGAUUUAUCUUCUCUCUAUCAGUUUAUGCUGUGGAUAUGGAGUGGAUCCAAGUACUCUGGUUUCCUGUGUAUGGCAGUCUCUUCUGUUGGUUAUUGCAUCAUGGAGCUUUUACUAGAGAUUUUUUCAGCAUCCAGAGGUUACAACCUGCAUACGCUAUAUUGCUCAACUUCACAACUCCAAUUGCAGCAUCCAUUUUUGCUAGAGUUAUCUUGCAGGAAAAGUUGGCCAUUGUAGAUAUUGGUGGCCUGUCCUGCAGCUUCCUUGGGGCGCUAUUCAUUUUUUCCCCAGUUUUCUCUGUCAAUGGGGUGUUGCCUGGAACUUUGGAUGACACAAGCACUUCUGGCGUUAAUUUGAAUGUCUAUGAUGUGAUAAUUGGCAUUGUUUCAUCAUUGAUGGGUGGAAUUAGCUAUUGUUUCAUACGUGCAGGAGCAAAGGCAUCUGAUCAGCCGGUGGUAACUGUUUUUGCUUUUGCUGUCAUUGCAACUCCUUUUGCUGCAUUAUCCGCAUCGGUCUUUCAGGAAAUUGUAGUUCCGGACGUUGGAUCUCUUAUUCUUAUGAUUGUGCUUGGCAUCCUAGCGUUCAUUGCGGAGGUGUUUCUUUCACGUGGUCUUCAGAUUGAAAAAACCAGCAAAGUUACAAAUAUUCAGUACAUUCAGAUAGAUUAUCAACAGAUUGCGGUUAGGAUCACUCAAAAAGUUCAUGUUUCCUUUUGGGCCACUUUAUCACUUUUUCAAGGCUCAACAGCAAUGUGGAGAAGACGAAAUUCCGAAUCAACCAGUAGUUGUAUUCGUAAAAAGAAAAAUGAUCGUACACUGCUUCCACAGAGUUGGUUAAGCUCUACAAGGUCACAUGGCUGGUUAAGGGCUAGUGUCAAGGUGUCAGGGGGCUCGAGGCUUCAUGGAGUUUGUCUUCCCUAUGGUAAAUGUUGCAAUGUAUGGGCAGACUGACCAACCUAAAAGGGGAAAUUUUUUUCGUAUUUCCAUGUGUAAUGCCAUUAGAUCACAUUUUGAGUAAACCAAGAUCAAGAUGUGAUAGGGCAGCAAAUAUGGCAGGAAGGCAUGGUAGGAAUAAAUGUCUGAAACAUCUUUGUCGUAGAUUGGUUCUAUGUUAUUGUAAGCAAGAGAAUUUAUAUAGGGCACUGCUACUAAGAAAACAAAGUACGAUUCCUGAUCAAUCUGUCCCAAUGAAUCACCUAUAUGGAAUAAUCGCAGAAAGAAAGGGAAAGGAACUCCAGUAAGUUGCCUUUCGCAAUCAACAGGCUUCAUCAGGAAACAUUACCUUUUCUGGGCCAAGGCAUUGAUACCGAGAUCUGCAAUCAACUUGUUGAUCUGACAAUCAGAUCAUAUGUCUUAGUGAAUAGGAUGUAUUCAAAUCAAUUAUUCAUGCCUUCAUGGUGUGUAGGAAGUGUCUUACAGGUACUAGGCAAUUUGACUCUUGGUCUUUGAAAGGCUAUAUAGGUUCAAAUUUAUAUGCUCUUUUCCUGCUUUCAGAUAUCCAUGCAGUGAAGUCACAAGAAUUUUUCAGAGUUCUUGAUGCCACCUACCUUAUUUCUUUUCCUCAUUAAUUAUCCAUGCAAGUCGGACUAUCCUCACGUUGUGUGCAUAUACUUGCAUGGUAAAAUGCAUUGCUGCAGACGGUGCUUUUGUAUGGACUGCUUUCAUGCUACUCAGUGGCACAGGAAGAAACAAGUCUUCUUAUAUACCUUUUUAAUUGUGAUGUUUGAUUGCUUCAGUUGCUGAUUCCCCAAGAGAAUAUGUGCUCAUACAUUCAAAUCCUAUCAUAUCAGUUAUCAACCUAUCAGUGCAGUUUGUGGGAAAGAUGCUUAUGUUGUCAAUCUUCUCUUCAUG